Molecule: messenger RNA, 9086 nt
Organism: Hypanus sabinus (Atlantic stingray)
Lineage: Eukaryota; Metazoa; Chordata; Chondrichthyes; Myliobatiformes; Dasyatidae
Gene: fbxo10
Product: F-box protein 10
Exons: 11
Coding region: 220-3120 (966 amino acids)
Biological process (GO): regulation of apoptotic process; protein ubiquitination; ubiquitin-dependent protein catabolic process
Molecular function (GO): protein binding
Source: RefSeq, a predicted model, not a curated record
GUGACGUAAUCCCAGGCCCGGCCCGGCCCGGCCCGGCCCGUGGACGCCUGGCGGCGCGGCGGCCGUACUGCCGGCUGGAGCUUAGGCCGUUGCUAAGCUGUUUUCAGGCUCGAUGAAGCGGCGGGACGCGCUCGUCUUGGCCAGGCCCCCGGCGCCGGAGAGUGAAACUCGGCGGACUCGAGCUGUCUUUCAGCAGCGCUGAAGAUACAGAGGGUGACGAUGGAGAUCAGCGGCCUCCCACUGGAGCUGUGGCGCCUGAUCCUUGCGUAUUUGCCUCUCCCAGAUCUGGGUCGCUGCUGUGUGGUGUGCAGGGCUUGGUACGAACUGAUAAUCAGUCUGGAUAAUACUCGAUGGAGACAGUUGUGUCUUGGAUGCAAUGACUGCAAACAUCCUAACUGGCCAAAUCAACCUGAUGUUGAACCACAUUCUUGGAGGGAAGCAUUUAGGCAACAUCACUUAGCUUCUAAAAUUUGGACUAAAAAUGCCCAGGACGUGGAAUCUUCUAACUGUUUGCAUUUAUUUCGGCGGAAGAAGGAUAGAAAAACUAUAUUUGUCGGUCCAACAAGUGAACAUCUGAACCUCAGGAGUGCCUUAUCUGUUGCCAAUGUGUAUGAUAAGAUUUUUGUUUGCCCUGGUGUCUAUGAAGAACAGAAUGAAGUGAUUUUAAAGGUCCCUGUAGAAAUAAUUGGACUUGGAAAGCUAGGGGAUGUGGCACUCCUUGUUAGCUUUGAUCAACACUGUCCAACAGCACGGUUGUGCAAUUUGGUCCUCAUGCCUGCGUGGUUCACACCUGUUGUGUACAAGACAUUUUCCGGCCACGUCCAACUUGAUAACUGCAAUGUAGAGAACGGGCAGUUACAUAUCCAUGCACCCGGGACCUGCCAGGUGAAGUUUUGUACUUUUAGCCAGUCCAGCAUCAACUUCCACAACGUAGCCCUUAGCAUAAUUGAAAACUCAGAAUUCAUUGGGAGUGAGAGUACAUCGGUGAGUGUGGCAGGCCCUGGUGCAACUGACAGAAAUUGGGCCUGCAAGCACUUGGCAGUUGCUGCCAAAUCCAAAUCUGUUUUGAAUUCACCAGGCCAAGCUCAAUCAACUACUUGUAACUCCAGAAAUCACUGUCAGAAUUCACCAAGCAACUUGGAAACUUUUCAAUUGAAUGAGAAUGGUUUACAGCAGAACUCCACUCAAAAUUUCCAGAUGUCCUACACAAAAGAUGGUCAUUACAACAGGGAAAGAUGUAUUCUGAAAGGAAAUCAUUGUGAUGGGGAGGUGGUGACCAUGGACACUGAUUACAGUGACAAUGAAAUGAGCACAAGCAGCGAGAAUGAAGAUGAGGAGCAAUCUGUGUAUAAACUUUCUUACCAGUCCCAUGGCCUGAGUCGCUUGUUGUCAAGAACUAAUCCACCCAGACUUCAGAAGAAGGGGACAGAUCUUCUGCAGAUGGAUUUAGAGUUGAAAACUCUGCAGAAAGAGUUGCAGAAGGAUAAAGAGGCUCAGAUUCUUGCCAGCACCCUGCAGGGCUGUUUAAUCCGGAAGUGCCUUUUUCGGGAUGGAAAAGGUGGAGUGUUUAUUUGCAGUCAAGGGCAAGCUAGACUGGAAUGCAACAUCUUCAGAAACCUCAGCUAUGCUGUGCGGGGCAUCCAAAAUGCCAAGAUUAUAAUGAUAAAGAAUGAAAUUAGUCAAUGUAAAGCAUCAGGAAUCUUUUUACGACUGGAGGCAGGAGGUCUAAUCGCAGAUAACAACAUCCAUUCCAAUUCAGAGGCUGGUAUUGAUAUCCGGAAGGGAGCUAAUCCAUUAAUAUUGUGCAACCAGAUACACAGCGGCCAUCGUUCAGGAAUUGUUGUGCUUGGGAAUGGAAAAGGCAUUAUUCGCAGUAAUCGUAUCUAUGGAAAUAAAGAAGCUGGGAUCUAUAUUUUGUAUAAUGGAAACCCAGUGGUAAGUGGAAAUCACAUCUAUCAAGGACUUGCUGCAGGUGUUGCAGUGAAUGAAAAUGGAAGGGGCCAAAUAUUAGAAAAUAUUAUACGUGAAAAUCACUGGGGAGGUGCAGAUAUACGACGAGGAGGGGAUCCCAUUCUGAGAAACAAUCUCAUCUGCUAUGGUUAUUCUGAUGGUGUCGUUGUGGGUGAACGAGGGAAAGGAUUGAUCGAAGGAAACAACAUAUAUGGUAAUAAGGGCUGUGGUGUGUGGGUUAUGUCCUCUAGUCUCCCACACAUUGCUAAUAACCAGAUCAGCCGCAACAACAUCUAUGGAGUGGCCGUCUUCUGUCGUAAAGAUGAUACAAACGACUACCUCAAUGACCAAGGAGGCAACGAGAAUUUCAGUGAUGAAUGGGAGAUUGUCAAUUGGGAAAAUGACUUUGACAGUGAUGAGGAGCGAUACACCUCGCACAAGCCAAUCACUGUAGCACUAAUUGAAUUUAACAACAUCAAUCACAAUGGCGCUGCUGGUAUCUAUAUAAAAAGCAAUGAGACGCUCAACAUUAUAGCCAACGCAAUCCAUGCCAAUCAUGACAAUGGGAUUGCAGUAUAUCAGAGCAGUCAGUUCACCCACAUCACAAACAACAGCAUCACCUGUAACAGCAUAGGUGGCAUUCUUGUGGAAGCAGGAUGCAAAGUUGAACUUCGGGGAAAUGGUAUCUAUGACAACAACAGCCAUGGUGUUACCUCGAAGGGAGAAGGUACUAUCUUGGAGAAUGACAUUCUGGGAAACCAUGGCUAUGGGCUACAGCUACUCGAAAAUGCAGAUAUGAAGGUGACGAAGAACAGAAUCCAAUCUCUUCACGACUUUGGGAUUGCAAUCUUGGACCAGGCUAAAGGAUUGGUGCAAGAAAAUCAAAUAUUCCGAGGAAAAUUAGGAAAGACCAUUUUAGAAAAGUCUGAAAAUUCGGAGGAAUGUACUGUCCAGAGCAAUGAAGUUUUAACAUGCAGCAAAAGUUCUUGCAGAUCAGGCAUUGUUUGGAAGUUGGACAAUCCUCCAUCAAGGCCGCUUGUCGAUGGAUCAAAUCGAACCUUCUCUAUCGUACAGACCAGUCAACGAGUUGCAUCCAUGACAACUCGAAUAGCUGCAAGAGUUGAAAGGGGUUGCCAUGACAAUGGAAGCAUCUUCUGUUGCAUUCUUUAAUGAUUUAAAGUUAUCUUUGAUAUAAAAUUUGGCCUGAAUAUGUCUCACAUACUUCCAGUAAUGAGCAAAGCUGGUGCACACUUUUUAUUAAUUCAGUACUUAGACCAUAAGACCUAAGAGCAGAAUUAGGUCAUUCAGCCCAUCAAGUCUGCUCUGCCAUUCCAUCACGGCUGAUCCUGGGUCCCACUCAACCCCAUACACCUGCCUUCUCACCAUAAUCCUUUGAAGCCCUGUCCAAUCAGAAACUGACCAACUUCCGCCUUAAGUAUACGCAUGGACUUGACCUCCACCGCACCUGUGGCAGAGCAUUCCACAGAUUCACUACUCUCUGGCUAAAAAAAAAUCCUCCUUACCUCUGUUCUAAAGUGUUAUGCCUCAAUUUUGAGGCUGUGCUCUGUAGUUCUGCAUACCUCCACAAUAGGAAACAUCCUCUCCGCAUCCACCCUAUCUAGUCCUUUCAACAUUCCAUAGGUUUCAUUGAGAUUUCCUCCCCCCCCCCCCCCACAUUCUUCCAAAUUCCAGCGAGUACAGGCCCAAAGCUGCUAAACUUCACUGGUGACCUUGGAUAGGAUAUAAUCAAAUGAACAAAAAGCAUAAUUUCAAGCUCCACUUGUACCAGUCCUCCAAUACAAGUGUGACCUUAUUAAAGUUCUGCUUUUGAAGCACAGUGUGCUUUCUUAUAAACUGCCAAUUUAAUCUGUCAAAUUUAAAUUCUGGGCCAAUAUGAUUUUUGCUUGGGCUUGAGUGUUUCUAAUCUGUAGUGGAAAGCUAUAUUUCACUAUGUGGGAUUCCAGAAAUGUAAAGGUUACUGACUAAAGUACAGAGUUUCCACAUUAAUUCCCCUUAUUGCAUGCAGUGACUCAGCUACUUUUUUCUAGUUAAUAUAGUUAAUAUAGUUCUAAAUCACAGUGAAAACACUUACCCUCAACCCUUUAGAAGUAAAGACUAUUUUUUACCAUUGCAGAAGAUAAACUGCUGUAGGAACUCAGCAGAAGUUUCAUCAGUGGAUCCAAAGGGAUGUUUGAAGAAUUUUUCAAGUCACUUCAUCAGUACAUAGUUUAUAAAGAAAAGACAGCCGGUUGAAGUGAGGGGAGUCUGUGAUAGAGAUGAGAUGGGCACUGGAAGGUGAUAGGUGGAAACAUAUGAGCAAGGGAGAAUGGGCACGUUGAGCAAGGUGGGGGGAGGGGAGUUGGUGACACUGGUAGGUAGAUCAAUUACCUAUCUACUGGCUCCAUCUGCCAAUCAUCUCCUGUUCAUACAUUUCCAUCGGUCACCUUGCAGAGCCCGAGAUCACUGUCUCCAUUCCCUGGCCAUCAUUACAUUUGAAUCCCUGAUGCAGUGACUCAACAAGGUAUGUCACGUAUCUCUUUAAUCAACAGCUGACACUCAUGCUGAGUUCUGACAGUAUGAUACCUCCUAAAGUGGCCAUUGAAUGCAUGUUCAUGGUCUUCUGCUGCUUUAGCUCAUCAGCCUCAAGGUUCGAUAUGUUGUGUGUUCAGAGAAGCUCUUCUGCACAUUGCUGUUACAACACGUGGUUAUGGAGUUGCUGUCGGCUUGAACCAGUCUGACCAUUCUCUGAUCUCUCUCAUUAACAAGGUGCUUUUGCUUUUUGCUCCAUUCUCUGUAAACUCUGGAGACUGUUGUGGAUGAAAAUCCCAGCAGAUCAGCAGUUUCUCAGAUACUCAAACCACACCAUCUGGCACCAACUGUCAUUCCAUGGUCAAAGUCACUCAGAUGACAUACCUUCCACAUUCUGAUGUUUGGUUUGAACAACAACUGAACCUCUUGACCAUGUCUGCAUGCUGUUAUGCAUUGAGUUGUUGCCACAUGAUUGGCUAAUUAGAUAUUUGCAUUAAUAACCAGGUCUAUCUAAAACGGCCACUGAGUGUAUAUUCCGCUCCAGAUUCCGGCAUCUGUAAUCUCAGGAAUCUGCAACAUUUCACGAGAUCAUUGGUGCUCAUCUGUGAUGGAUUCUGAUGUUUUAAUCCAAAAUUCUUUUAGAAGUCAGGAAAGAGGCACAAAAUUUGUUGCUUCAUGAUUGUUUAUUAAGAGUUGAUAGAACAAAGGGAAGCUGAAAUAGAAAGAUUUACUACUUAAAGAAGAGAGAAACUAAAGAUGACAUCUAGCAUAAAACUACUACUUUUAUACCCAGAGAUAAGAAAAAUUCCAUUCAAAUCUAUAGAUAAGAAUAAACCAAUGAGAAAACACAUUCAUUUAAUGUAGAACAAAGAAGCUCCAGAAUUAUAUUUGCACAGCCACUAGCGGCAUGUUAAACUGUUACUUAUAUAAAGGCUACUUAAAAUACAAGCAGAUAAUUCAUAUAAGCAAAGAAAAUGUCAAUUACAGAGUUGGAUCCAAAAUCUGUAUCUUAUUCGGAGAACUUAUGCAGAGGAACUCGGGAACUUGAAUAGAAUAUGAAUAUCUUGCACUUACAAGUAGCAACAUCUGUUUGUUCUGUGAACACAGUUUGUGUAUAAUUCUGCAUUCAUGAACAAGAAAGGUAAAAUAUUAAAUGAAUUUUGGAAAUCAAGGUUGACAUGAAUUGAUUGCUCAGUGUAUAUACUAUUCCACAAAUUUCACAGAAGGCUUAUUUUGUUAAAAUGUGAAUUCAUUAAUAUACAUUUUAUGGAAGAAUAUAUGCCCUAAUAACCAGAGCCCUUAAUAUUGCUCUAAAAUAGAUCGCAAAUCCAUCUCAGGAAGCUGUAACUGAGGAAACCACGGCAUUGAGAAGCUCAUUUGAAAUGAAUACCUGAAUCAGGUUUAAUAUCACUGGCAUAUGUCGCAAAAUUUGUUGUUUUGCAGUGUUACGUAUUCAGGCAACAAUAAAUAUAUGAGUUCGGCAAGGGUUUCUUAUAACAAACAACACGUUUAUUAAACACCGAAAACAAACCCCCCAAAAGUAAACAAACACUACCUAACUGGAAACAGCUGCUGAGCGGCAGCCCAAACAGUUCUUAAAGUGAUAUUGCAAAAACAGUUCUUUAAAUGAUAUUGCAAAAACAGUUCUUUAAAGUCUUAUUGCCAAAAGUUCGAUAUGCUCACAGUCCAUCUAAAAGGAGAGACUUUAUAAGACGAUUUAAAUUCUCUUUCACGUCGCUUGCUUCGAUCCCCGACGUCGAACUUCCCACGAAGAAUUUAAGAAUUUGCUUAAAGGCACUGACCUUUCCUUCCUCACUAUCCUCAAUCCUUUCUGGUAAACCCAGGGAUUAACACGAAGAUAGUCAACGAAAUCCUUCCAAAUAAGGAUCAAACAAAGGUUUCACCGUAGAAAGCGAUUCUCCUUGAUCUUUAACUUCCGAACUUCCAAUCUUCACUCUCCACUAAUUUUGAACUAGCAGAAUCAUAAAGAACCUGCUGGCAAUGACCUUUUAAACUUUAGGCAUUAAAUAAAAACUUCAUCCUUCAACUAAACUGCGUCAUCACUUAACACACGCAGUGGCAUGAAGUCAACCUGGCAAAUCCAGCCACGAACUGCCCUUCCUCACAGGGUGGGGUCUACCUUUUAUAACCUGUAAAAAAAAACCCGUCACAUGAUCUCUACUGGCGGGAAAAUGACGUUAUUCCACCAUCACAAGACCAUCACCUCAAAUCCAGUACAGCUUCAACCCCAGUCACGUGACAAGGGCUCCACUGUCAUGUGUCACGAGUACGUAACAGCAGCAGCAGUACAAUGCAAUACAUAAUUCUAAAAACAGGUAAUGCAGAAAGAAAGGGGAAAAACAUACUGAGGUGGUGCUCACAGGUUCAAUGUCCAUUCAGAAAUCUGAUAACGGGAAGAAGCUGUUCCUGUAAUGUUGAGUGCGUGUCUUCAGCCUCCUGUACCAUCUUUUUUUGUAGCAGUGAGAAGAGGGCAUGUCCUGGGUGAUGGGGAUUAUUAAUGAUGGUUGCCAUCUUUUUGAGGUAUCACCUUGUGCAGGUGUUCUGGAUGCUUGGGAGGCUAGUGCCCAUGAUGGAGGUUACAACUUUCUGCAUCUUUUCCCAACCUUGUUCAAUGGCCCCUCCGUAUCAGAUGGUGAAGCAACCAGUUAGGAUGCUCUCUACGGUACAUUUGUAGAAAUUUGCAAAUGUCUUUGGUGAUGUGCCAAUUCUCCUCAGACUCCAAAUGAAAUAUACCUGCUGUCAUGUCUUCUUUGUGAAUUACUAUUUUGGGCCCAGGAUAGAUGCUCAGAGAUGUUGACACCUAAGAACUUGAAACUGCUCACCCUUUCCACUUCUGAUACCCCCACCUCCCCUUCCUGAAGUCCACAGUCAAUUCCUUGGUCUUACUGACAUUGAGUGCAAGGUUGUUGGUGCACUCCUGUACGCCUCCAACUCACCAUCUGAAAUUCUGCCAACAACAGUUGAGCAGCCAGCAAAUUUAUAGAUGGUGCUUGAGCUGUGCCUUGCCAGUGGGUGUAGAGCAGUGGGCUGAGCACAUAACUUGUGGUGUGCCAGUGAAGGGACGUUACUCCAAUUCCCACAAGACCCGUCAUCAAAGGAUUCACUGCUCUUGCAGUAAAUUAAAAAUAAUUAGAAAACUUGCAGUCUAAAGCCAAAACUGUUCAUGUGUAUAUACUUUGUGCAUCCUUAGAAGCAGAGUACUAAGCUUAACUGGGUGUAACUACAAGGUACACCAUGGAAGAUUAACUUACUAGGUUAAUAAACAGAUGGUAAAGUAGAAUGUUGGAUCAGUGAAGUUGCUGUUAAUCAUAGUUUAGUAUAAGGUCAGUUCUGCAGGAACCAAAGACUAAACUUUGAAAAGGUUAGAACCUUCUAAGCUUGCUUAUAAUUCAAUAUGAUGUACUAAAUUAGACUAAGGAAAACCAUUAACUGUCUUCCUUACAAACCCAGAGUCUGUGGUCUUAUUUCACAGAGUAUUAAAUAACAGCAUCUAUCCACUGAUGGUCAGAAAGAUUAACCAGCUUCAAAAUCUAACUAACGCACUAUUUUCUACUUCUCUCUCCUCGGUGUAAUGCACUUUAAAAUUUGAACAAAUAAUAAACUAGUAUAAUUCAAGCAUUUAUUCUCAUUGUGUUUCACACUUGCUUUAAAACUCACUAUUGAUUACCUGCUGAAUUACAGAAAUUAAAUUAGAUAAAAUGCACAAAUUCAAACCAAACACUAAAGUUUUGAGAAAGGUCAAAAUUGUUAAAUUGAAAGCCAUUGAUUUAUUUAUUUUGUGAAGUAUUUAAUGACAUCCCAAAGAUGAUAAACUGUGAUGCAUGUAUUGGAACCAAUUGGCUUAUUGCACAUUCUCACUAUUAAUAAAUGCUGUAGUGUGACUUAAUUCCACACCUUGUGUGGGCAAUACAAGAUGCAUCUUUCCAUCAUUAUAAGAGGAAUAGUUACAUUUUAGUGUUCAAUAAAAUGCCUGUUUAAGAUGCCAAGUUUGAUAUGUAAAAAUUUGCAGUUGAAGCUAGCAGGUAGAGAAUUGAAACACCUUUGUUUCUUAAGACACAUCAAAAGACUAACUCCCAAUCUUUACCUGCUGACCACCCACCCCCCACCUUCACUCCCACUCUGUCUGCCUGUUGAAAACCCCAACAAAUAGCAGUACUGAAAUCAGUGAGUAAUCAGAUAUGCAAGAUUACCAUUGACAAUGAAGGGGUAAACAAUCUCUUUGAGAUGGACUCUCCCUCCUCAUAAUUGCUCUAUCGCUGAAAUUCAAAGGAGCAGUAUGAUCUGGCACAAAUGAAUGUAUUCAAGAAAAAAGGUACCAGUUAUAAUCAAAUCUAGGUGUACAAAGCAGUUUUUUUUACUGUUUGAAAUUUUAUGAAAAUUCAAGCUAGAAAUGAUCAUUUUAUCUAUCUGCUAUUAAUCAGGACAGAGACAUUUAAGGACAAUAAUGUUAUAAUAUUCAGUGGAAAAUCCAUAGAAUGUGAUGUAUUUGUAAAUGUGGACCUAAUUUAUAUGAAGCGCAUAUUUUUCAUUGCACCUGUGCAUACAUGUACUUGUGCACUAUGACAAUAAACUUAAAUUUGACUGAU